AUGAAAGAAGUGAGCGGCAUUCCCAUUCCUUUAAAGGACGUGGAUUCCAUCCCAGCUCGAGCUUUUGCUUUCCAAUUUCAGAAGAAGAUGGGCUCAUUCCGAAAGCCCCGGCCACGUUUCAUGAGCUCCCCGGUGCUGAGCGAUUUGCCACGAUUCCUGGCAGCUCGGCAAUCUCUGCAGUUCAGAUCUAACUCUGCCUGGAACAGUGUUCAAACAGCAGUGAUCAAUGUGUUCAAAGGGGGAAGCUUGCAAAACAAUGAACUCUACAUCCUCAAUGAAAAUGUCAGGCAAUUGUUGAAGAGUGAGCUUGGAUCCUUCAUCACAGACUAUUUUCAGAACCAGCUUCUUGCAAAAGGUUUGCUAUACGUAGAAGAAAAAGUUAAGUUUUGUGAAGGAGAAGAUCGUAUCUACGUAUUAUCUGAAACUUGGGAUCACUUCUUCACAGAAACUCUUCCCACACUACAGGCUAUAUUUUACCCUGUUCAGGGUCAAGAAUUGACCAUUCGUCAGAUUUCCUUGCUUGGCUUCCGAGAUUUCGUCUUAUUAAGAGUAAAGUUGGAUGAGAUUCUUCCUUUGGUUCAAAGUAACCUUCCACCCUCCAUUAUUCAGAUGCUGCUGAUUUUACAGGGAGUCCAUGAACCUACAGGUCCCUCUAAGGCCUUUAUGCAACUAGAAGAACUUGUGAAACUGGUAGUUUCCCCGUACCUUGGUUUGUGUGAAGAACAUUGCUUCCCUGGCAGUACCUGUGCCCUGGAGAGACGGUAUUACAGAUCUCGUUACAAACCCAACGGGCUAAGCAUCUCUUCUCACACAGUGGCAACCCGGCAGGUCAGUGAGACCGCCUUGACACCCCUGACUGAACAGGAAGGUGAGGCUUACCUUGAGAAGUGUGGGAGCAUCCGUCGGCAUACAGUCGCCAAUGCUCAUUCUGAUAUCCAGCUGUUGGCCAUGGCUUCCAUUAUGCACUCAGGCAUGCUAGCAGAAGAACCAGACAAUGGCGACCAGUGUCUCCUUUUGCAGCCCAGUUUGAACCACAGACAGUUUUCUAGUGAGCCCAGCAUAGCAGACGGACCGGAAGGACUGGCCACCCCAGACAUGGAGGAACCCGCAGAACUGAACUGCACAUCUGUCUGUUGAAACAGAGGAAAAGAACACUCCUGCACAGCAAAGCAACCUGAUGUUACAGUACUUUUCAUGCUGCUUAGAUCAAGAACUAGAUCCACAGGGCACAUCCUGAAGCUGAUUCUGUUCUUAGGGCUCUAAUAUUAUGAAGGUCCUUUCUGUGGACUACAAAGGUACAAAGUUGUUUCUUUCCAGUGUUGUCUCAGAGCAAUGGUUUCUCAGAGUUUGCUUUUCCAGCUAGGUUUUCGUACUCUCUGUUGCAUUCACUUUUUGUCCCAUCCAGAGGGUGAAUACUGUAAUGCCAGUUUUAUUUUGCCUUGCACAGAUUAGGGAGAUGAACCCUAUGUGUUAGGGACAGGCAGUUUUUCUUCUCUCCUGCAACGUCUUGUGAUAAACACAAGGAAGCCAGUUAUAAAAUCUUCAAGGUUGUCGCAGUGGUGCAUCCCUUUGUAGGACAUUCUCAUUAUAAUCUGGUGUAUAUUUAAAUUAUAAAAAUAGGAACAGUAACACUUCUUCCACUCUCUAGCAUUAGAGCUGCUCAGAGUUAACACAUUCUAAUCUGGGUGAAUGAAAUAAAAUAAAAACAGUAGCCUAAAACAAAACUACUGUGGCUAACAUAUUGUUUUGAGGUUUUGAAUGCAGUACAUCUCAGGGAUUAUUCAAAUUAUUUUCAGAAAACUAUUAAAAGCAUUUUUAGGGAAGGCAACUGACUGCUUGCCAAAAACAACACCAGUGCUGAGCUGGUCAGCAAGCAAUAAUGAAUUUGAGCUACUGGAGAGAUUACCUUCUAUAAAUUAGGGGUUGCUGGUUUAAGACUGAAAUAGCUUUUAUUAAUAACAACAAUGAAAUAAAUGUUGCUUUUGCAUUAGUGCGGUGAUAGCAGACAGAACCCCUUUGGCUGGUGGGAAUAGCCUUUAUUGUAGGAAACCCUUCAAAACCCUGCAAAAAUUCCAUACAGAACAUGGAAUAUUCACGACUGCCUUAAUGAUUGACUACUGCAAAUAUCAGGAUCAAGUUAGAUGAAUUUUUUGGAACUGGUAUAGUGAUGCUGCCUUCAGACUGUUAGCUUCCAUUUCUGGAAAUAUUUCCAUACACCUUUGGAAUCCAACCCAUUCUUUAAUAAACAGGAUAGAGAGAAAAUAUUUUUAAGUUUUGUGGCUAGUUGUCUUCUUCCUCCAGGUCUCUUGAUAUUGAUGGAGCAAUGGCCUUUAGUAUCUAGAAUUGGUAGGGCUGUUUUUUUUUAAAUCCAGUUUCCUAAUAUAAUUUUCAUAUAGAUAAUGCAGUGUUUCCCUUUCAAUGGAAGUCAUUCAUAAUCCAAGAAGAAGGCAAAUUUCUACAUAUAGCUGCAGAUAAAGGAGUGCUAUUGGUGUCUUGGCAUAAUGCUACUGUAGCUUAUUUAGAUCUUUGAAUGGUAAAAAUAAUUGCAUUAUGCAAAAACAAAUGAACAAACAAACAAAAAUAAACAGUAGAAUAAAAUCUGUGUGGAGAAUGUAGGAUGUAUGCUUUUCCUGCCAACUCUAAGACUCCAAAAUAAACAUUUAACAAAUGCUGCCCA
Molecule: messenger RNA, 2677 nt
Organism: Protobothrops mucrosquamatus (brown spotted pit viper)
Lineage: Eukaryota; Metazoa; Chordata; Lepidosauria; Squamata; Viperidae
Gene: PRR5L
Product: proline rich 5 like
Exons: 9
Coding region: 1-1137 (378 amino acids)
Biological process (GO): TORC2 signaling
Cellular component (GO): TORC2 complex
Source: RefSeq, a predicted model, not a curated record